CAGGGGAGGCGAGAGAAAAAACGUGACGUCGGAUAAACAAACAGGGGAGAGGAGAGACGGGGGCGGCGAGCCUGGGCAUAUUCGCGCAUUUCUCGUGGCAUUCCUCGAAUAAUGCAGUCUUCCAAGAGGAGCGAGAGCGACUGGCAGGGGCUCGUCAGCGAGUUCCUGGUGUGUAAGCGCAAGCUGGAGAGUAAGAAAGAGGCCCUGCUCAUCCUGUCCAAGGAGCUAGAUACGUGUCAGCAGGAGAGGGACCAGUACAAGCUGAUGGCCAACCAGCUCCGAGAGCGCCACCAGGGCCUCAAGAAGAAGUACAGGGAACUCAUUGAUGGCGACCCCUCUUUGCCUCCGGAAAAACGCAAUCAAGUGAACCUGGCUCAGCUGCUGAGGGACUCGAGGGAACGAGCGAAACAGCUCGCUGAGGAGGUGAAGGAGCUCACUCAGAGGCUUACGGAGGCCCAGGGAGAUAAUAAGCUCUUACGGAUGACCAUUACUCGACAGAGGUUGGGGGAUGAAGAGGUGGGGGUCCGUCACUUCCCCGCCCACGAACGCGAGGACCUGGUUUGCCAGCUGGAGAGAGCCGGGCUACAGAUGGAGGAGAUGGAGCACAACAUUAAGGCCCUGGCAGACGAGCUGCAGGACGUGAAGUCGGAGCGCACGGUGUUCAUGGAGAAGGCCGACCGGCUCAAUGUGGAGCUCAACCACAUUCUGGGGAACCACGAGGCGCGCAUCAUCGACGUGGACGCCCUCUGCAUGGAGAACAGGUAUCUGCAAGAGCGUUUUGGCCAAGUACAAGAGGAGGUGAACCUGCUCAAGUCCAACAUCAUGAAGUACAAGACGGCCCUGGAGAGGAGGAAAAACUCCAGCGCGUACGGGAAAUCGAACAGCAGUCCCCUCACCGGAGUCCUCUCGGCCAAACAAGUGCAGGAGAUGCUCCUGGAGGAGCAGGGCUGCAGCCUGCCCGCCACGCCUCAGUCCAUCUCCGACCUCAAGUCGCUGGCCACCGCUUUGCUGGAGACCAUCCACGAGAAGAACCUGGUCAUCCAGCACCAGAGGCACACCAACAGGAUCUUGGGAAACAGAGUUGCCGACUUGGAACGGAAGCUGAAGACUUUGGAGGUGUCCGGUUUGUGGAGUCUUCCAGGCUUGACCUACCACGUAUCAGUGGGAAUUGGGAGGACGCACGACAGCAUCCCGCCGAAUGAGCACCUGCAGCCGGAGCUCCGUCCGACGCCUGCCACGUCGCAGGCCAGAGUGCAGCCGCCCAAAGCACUGUCAGGCGACAGAAGUUCACAUGAAUCAUCUUGGGAACGCCACGCCGCCGCCGGUGACCUUGGCACAGAUGGCAUCAGCAGGGAAGACACACCUGCACUGCUCGACAGCCUGGAGCCCCUCGAGGGGAUGGAGACGAAUGGGAUUGACAGGGGAAGGGUUGAAUUGGUGACCCUGACGGAUCCGGGCGCCGCGAAGCCAGAGGAGGGGCGGAGUCCGGUGGAAGAGGCGGGGCGCGAGGUGGAAGGAGCUGAGGAUGAAGACCUGGGUUCCACGGUGGAGGAAGGGGAAGAGGCCGUUCUGGCCCUGGACGCCACACCCACCGAGUCAGACCUUCAGUGGCUGUCACUUGAACAAGCCUCUGUCAAUCAUUCAGAGGUGGGUCGUCAGCCCUGUGAACCCGAGGGCAGCGGGUCUGACAAUGUGCACGAACUCAAAGAGGUAUCAAGUCCAAAGAGCGAGUCUGAAGAGGUGACGAAUAAAGGCGAGUGGGACAUUCACUGUCUGUCUGCGCACAGUCAUAGUAACAACUUGGCGUGAUCAAACAUCACUGCUGAAUGAUUGGAGAAAUUUAUCUAAAGGCCUUGUCCGGAUUGCAUUAAUCACGCCUAGUUGCAUUCCUGUUGCGUAGCCGCUGCUCACUAGCUCCCUUCUCCACCGAGCAGCUCUGUUUUAGUCAAUAAAAUGGAGAGAAAACACUUUUUCAGACACCAUUGACAAAGCCUGAGGUGCACUUUGUAUCUAGACAGCCUUGUUGCCGCGCAACAGAAAAUCUUGAAAUCAAUGGAGUUGCAAACGUCAUGCCCUACAGGAAGAAUUUAGAUAGGAAAAUAACAAAUAUGGCAACAUCAACUCCCGUGCCCCAUAUUCCCUUCUGUCUUUCCCUUGCGAUAAGAUUAUCCCAAUUGUUUGCUUUCUUCUUCUUCUUCCUAGGAAAUGCCAAUAAACUUGAAUGCUGCAUUUUGUUGUGAUGCUCAUAGGGACUCCACAUUGACGUACCAGAACUUGUAACGAACGUGAGGUGCACACUUGUAAAUAUCAAUCUAAAUGUAAUAUUACAGAUUAUAUUGAUGUCUAUUCACUGAAUGUAAGGGUGAAGCCUAGCAAUCAGUCACUUUUUAUUUAUCCUUAUUUAAAAGUUGAUAUUUGGAUGAGACUAUAUGUGCCUUACAUGUGGAAAUACUGAUAUUUAUUAAUAUAAAAGCAUAAACCAGCA
Messenger RNA from Mugil cephalus (flathead mullet), 2485 nucleotides. RefSeq names its product coiled-coil domain containing 149a (gene ccdc149a). The record is from RefSeq and is a predicted model, not a curated record. The transcript has 13 exons. The coding region runs from base 112 to 1809 and encodes 565 amino acids. Lineage: Eukaryota; Metazoa; Chordata; Actinopteri; Mugiliformes; Mugilidae.